Messenger RNA from Spirodela intermedia, 1162 nucleotides. The record is from the annotation of a GenBank genome assembly. Lineage: Eukaryota; Viridiplantae; Streptophyta; Magnoliopsida; Alismatales; Araceae.
AUGAAGGAGGAGACACGAAAGGGGCCGUGGACGGAGCAGGAGGACCGGCAACUGGUGAGCUCGGUGGGACUUCUGGGCGAUCGACGAUGGGAUUUCGUAGCCAAAGUCUCAGGUUCGAGUGGUUGGCGGGGAAAAUCAAAUGUACACACAUCUAAUAACAUCUAUCCGUUCCGGAUAGGCUCGCUCUAGGAGAAGAUUCUGAAGGCGGCGGCUAAUGGUUAAGAACCCUAUUUCUUCUUUUUUCGCGGCAGGACUCAACAGAACGGGGAAGAGUUGCAGGCUUCGUUGGGUCAAUUACCUCGAUCCUUGCCUGAAGCGCGGCCGGAUGACUCCCCAGGAAGAGUACCUCAUCCUCGAGCUCCAUUCCCGUUGGGGGAACAGGUUCUUGCUGAUCUUCCCGUUACGAUCAAACUGCGUGGUUUUGUUUCCGGUUCAUGGUUCAUACAGUUAACUUGGAUGUGCGAUGAUCGAUGGGAAAUUUUCAUUGAUGAAACCAGAAGAAUUCUUAGAAGACGUCGUUCGGAAUGCUCGUAUUUUCAAUCAAAAAAUCCAGUUGUCUAUAUAUCUAAUUCUUUUUCAUGGCCAUGAGUGCAGGUGGUCUCGCAUUGCUCGGAGGCUGCCUGGCAGGACAGACAAUGAGAUCAAGAACUACUGGAGAACUCACAUGAGGAAGAAGGCUCAACAAGGGAGGACUAAGGUAGCGUCUCCACCGCAGUCCUCGGCCUCCUCCUCGUCUUCCUCGUGGCAGCAAAGCGCACACCCGUUCGAGGCCCCCUCUGAGAACCCGGAACCGUGUGGUGCCGCUAUGGUGGCCGCGGUUCGGGAGAAGAGAGACGAUGGCAAGCUGGAGGGGUACCCCAUGGAGCAGAUCUGGGAUGAGAUGGUGCCGCCGGCGGAGAUGACUGGGCUGUCCCGCUACGAAGAGUUCUGCGAGGACGAGGCCUGCAACAUUUCCUGCUCUCCCAUGUCCUCCCCGCUAUGGGACUACUCAAGAGACACGUCGUUUGGGAAGAUCGAUGAAGAGUUUAAGAUGUUCCUCCCGUUCUCCAUUCCCGCCUGGAGCAUGGAGGAGAAUCCUGCUGACACCCAAACCCUACCCGUCCAUCUUUCCCCGUCCAAUGCUUCUUCAUCGACUUGCGGCAGAUGCAGCAUCAUCAGGUAG